This is a messenger RNA of Drosophila montana, 1817 nucleotides long. Its product is annotated as nuclear speckle splicing regulatory protein 1. The coding region runs from base 146 to 1315 and encodes 389 amino acids. Lineage: Eukaryota; Metazoa; Arthropoda; Insecta; Diptera; Drosophilidae. The record is from RefSeq and is a predicted model, not a curated record. Gene Ontology annotation, biological process: regulation of alternative mRNA splicing, via spliceosome. The transcript is spliced from 2 exons.
UCCAUCUUGCCGCAUUUGACAGCUGCAGCUGUCAGUGGUGAGCGCACACGCAGGGUUGCUAACAACGCAGAGUUGCUUUGGCUGGUUGGCAUUAAGCAACACUAAUUGUGUUUUUUCCGUUUGCCAACACUGCAGCACAAACAAAAUGUCAAAACAAUUUGGUCUCAUUAUACCUGGCCAGCAGAAGAAGCUACCAGUAAAACCAUUAGAACAAACAAAGCCAUCCAUUUUCGAUGAGAGCAGCAACAGCUCGGUCAGCGACCAUGACGCGGGUGCGCCAAAAAUGCGCCUCAGCGGCAAAGCGGGAGUGGUCAGUGGACCCAGUCUGAUGGAGCGUCGUGUGGCGCGCAAUAUGCAAGAGAAGGCUUUGGCCGAGGACCCAACUAUUUUUCAGUAUGACGAGCUGUACGACGAUAUGGACACGAAACGUGAGGAGGCCAAAGAUACCAAGAGGCUGGAGCCUCGCAAAGCCAAGUAUAUAGGCCGCCUAAUGGAGCAUGCAGAGCGACGUAAACUGGAGAACGAGCUGCGUGUUGAGCGUCAAGUGCAAAAGGAUCGCGAAGCAGAGGGCGAAAUGUAUAAGGACAAGGAUACAUAUGUGACAGCAGCGUAUCGCAAGAAGCUCGAAUCCAUACGCCAACUGCAAGAACAGGACAAGCGUGAUGAGUACCUAGAAGCCAUUGGCGAUGUGACGAAACAAAAUGAUCUGGAUGGUUUCUACAGGCAUCUGUACGAACAGAAAUUGGGCACCCAACAGCCAGUGCUUAAGCCUAAGACAGCGCCCAGCACAACGGAUGUGGCUUAUAAGCCAAUCAAGCGCGAUGCGCCCAGCUCCAGUAAACAGCGCAGCUACAGAAAGCGUCGUUCCUCGGCAGAAGAAGAAAAGCCAGAGGCGGCGGCUUCACCUACAGAUGAAACCAAGGCUGGCAGUUGCAGCACAAAGGCGCAUCUGGCCAACAAUAUAGAUGCCGAUUCAGACUUUAGCAUUGACGACUCCAGCGACGACGAGGAGCAGCAGCAGCAGCAGGAGCAGAAAGAACCGCCAGCAAAUGGUGUCACAUCGGCGGAAAAGCCACUGCCACAACCUGAUGCCAAACAUAAGGACAAGCAGCCUGAUCCAGAGUCAGAGUCCAAGCAGAAGCCCAAAGAACAGAGCGCCGACGACGACAGCGAUUUGGCUAAGGAGUCGGAUGUGCUGCCGGUUGUCAGGACGCCCGUCGAUCGAAGUUACAUUUGGCUUAAACGCACCGUAGGCGAAGUAUUUGAUUCAGCCCUCGCUCGUUACCAUGAACGCAAACUGGCCAGACGUGCCUGAUCCUGAUUCAAUUUGUGACAAUUUCAACAUUAAGCGGCUCCGCCUCGCACUCAAUGUUCAUUUUAAAUAUAUGUAUAUACUUAUGUAUGCAUAUACAUAUAUACUCAUGUACAUAUAUAUAUAUCUAAAUUAUGCAAGUGCUUCCUUUGCGCAAAUAUUUUGCCAACAGGCAUUUGCAUAGCCCAGAAAAAAAGACAAUAAUGAUACAGUAAAAACUCUCUUGACGGAAAAAAGUUUGUAUCAAAAUUGGGCUUGAAAAUAACAUGUCUGAAAGGAAUCUUGUAUUCGAUUUUUUUUUUUUUUUUUUUUAAUUAAAUCAAAAGACAAAAGCUAUUUUAUAAGAAAUGCAAAAUUGUAAAUAAUGGCAAGUUUUUCUGUAUUUUUGUUUUUUUCUUUGACAGAACAAGGUCGCUUUAAGUGUUCGUUCGAGAGAGCUUUCACUGUAUUCCAUUUAUUUUGUAUAUACGGAACACAAAUAAAAAUAAAAAAAACCUAACAAAGA